AUCAAGUUCAAGGAUGCGGUCGGCAGGAAGUUCAGCUUUCCAUUUCACUUGUGCGCACAAUGGGAGGGUAUGGAGGAAUUGAUCAAACAAGCAUUCUUACAUGUCGAUGUCAUCGGACCUCAUGUACAAGAAGGUCACUAUGACUUGAUUGGGCCGAAUGGAGAGAUCAUUCUACCUCAAGUAUGGGAGACAAUGAUCGAGCCG
Mollisia scopiformis is the source of this 204-nucleotide messenger RNA. RefSeq lists its product as uncharacterized. The record is from RefSeq and is a predicted model, not a curated record. The transcript is spliced from 2 exons. Lineage: Eukaryota; Fungi; Ascomycota; Leotiomycetes; Helotiales; Mollisiaceae. The annotation marks the transcript as partial.